UCGCGCUGGGCAGGCAGAGAGUCGGAUCGUUCCCUUUGCGAGCCAGAGCGGCCGGGAGCAAGCGCGAGAGCCAGUGCGAGCGCGGGAGCUCGAGGAGGUGGAGGCGCGCGUCCGGACCAGUAGCUAGCAGCCCAAGGGGAAUCCAAGCCCGGCCAUGGCGCUAUCGAUGCCAGUGAACGGACUGAAGGAGGAGGACAAAGAGCCUGUUAUCGAGCUCUUCGUCAAGGCUGGCAGUGAUGGUGAGAGCAUAGGAAACUGUCCCUUCUCCCAGAGGCUUUUCAUGAUCCUUUGGCUCAAAGGCGUGGUGUUCAGUGUCACGACUGUUGAUCUGAAAAGGAAACCUGCAGACCUGCAGAACUUGGCUCCAGGGACUCACCCACCAUUUAUAACUUUCAACAAUGAAGUCAAAACGGAUGUGAACAAGAUUGAGGAGUUUCUUGAGUCAGUUUUAUGCCCACCUAAAUACUUAAAACUUUCCCCAAAGCACCCAGAGUCAAACACUGCUGGAAUGGACAUCUUUGCCAAAUUUUCUGCAUAUAUUAAGAAUUCAAGGCCAGAAGCUAAUGAAGCUUUGGAACGGGGUCUGUUGAAAACCCUGCAGAAACUGGAUGACUACCUGAACUCUCCCCUCCCCGAUGAGAUCGAUGAGAACAGCAUGGAGGAUGUCAAGUUCUCCACCCGCAAGUUCCUGGAUGGCAACGAGAUGACGCUGGCCGACUGCAACCUGCUGCCCAAGCUGCACAUCGUCAAGGUGGUGGCCAAGAAGUACCGCAACUUCCUCAUCCCCAAGACCAUGACUGGCAUCUGGCGCUACCUGACCAACGCCUACAGCCGGGAUGAGUUCACCAACACCUGUCCCAGCGACAAGGAGGUGGAGAUCGCCUACAGCGACGUAGCCAAGAGACUAACUAAGUAAAGCAGCCUCCGGGAGGGCGGGCCCGCCGCCUGCCCCCUAACCGAACACGCUUCUUAACAGAAUACCGCUCCUCUUCCUCUCAUGUAGAAGUCCUACUUUGCAUGAAUGUGCAGUUACUCAAAAUUAGGAUAAAGGAUAGACUAGGUACAGUAGCUAUCAAAAAUAUACACUCCUACCAAGUGUUGCAGUGGUCUUUUUUGGUGUGUUUUUUGAGCCCCAUUUCCCCCUGACCCCUCCAGUCUGUUGCGUUUGGGGACGCUCCAGCACAACAGUGUGUUCAUAGGUAUUUAUCACCUUUCAGGGCACUCUCUGUUUUGUCUGUUCCCUGCUGGCCAUAGUUACAAAGAAUUGACUGACCGUUACCUUAAAGUGGCUCUGGGAACUUCACGAGUCAGCCGCAGACUCUGACCCCGCUGUGUGAUAUAUGUAUUUGUGUGUAUUUGUGGAUGUGGGCUUUCUGAUUGUAGGCAGGGCUGCAGAAGGAGCCCCUGCCGCCAGCGGUUCCCGAGGAGGCUCCCUGCAGGGCUGCGGAACGGCUCGCUCCCUUUUCCAGCUCUUCCCAGUCUCGGUGCACAGAGAAAUCCUCUCUCCCCUUCUCCCCCACAGCAUUUGUUUCUUUAUUCCCGUUGUUACUCUCCGUACAGAGGGUUUGUAGGGAGAGCUGGUGGGGCUCGCUGUGCCCCGGUGGGAGGGGCGCCUGGGCCCGGCCUUCGAGCUGGAUCCCACUGGGCAGUUUUUGUCCCAGCAAGAGAGCCUGACGCCAUUGAUUUGGAAACAGCCCCGAGUUCUCCAGUUUGGUUGGAUGGAAGUAGACUUACUUUGAAGUGGCAAAGAACCUUUGCUCUUUUUGGGUCUUUUGUGAAGUUUUCUGCAAGUAAGUUCCCUAGUGGCCUAGACUCGGUGACUGGGAGGUAGAUCCUGUGAGUAGUGAUAGAAGCGCAGAGAUCAGCGACGUGAGAAAGCUCGGGGGGCCCCAAGGAAAGGCCCGGCUUGGCUGGGUUUGUGCCUCAAAGGGACCUUACCCGAAGUCCAGACCUGCCCAGCUGGGCCCAGGCUGAGCCCUUGAUAGGAGAGGGUCCUCGUCCCCCCUCAGGGACAUCCCUGUGGCCUCAGUCAGUGUCUGGGCGUGAGCGCAGCUGGAUAGUCGGGAGAUCACGGCCCUUCCGUGAAUUGUCUCACCGCAGCCACAGUGAAAAUAGCACCACCAUAGAAAUCCCCACCCCGUCCCCGAGAGGUCUUCUACGUCAGGGUCAGUCCCGUUCUCCUGAGGGAUGAAAAGCAAGGGGCUGAGCAGGGAGCCUUUGUAGCAUUUAUAGAAGCUGGCAGGAGUGCUGCUCCAGAGAAUAUGAUUAUGGUCAUAGUGAUUUGGUAACAGCUUUUUAUCUUUUAUAGAACUGAAGUGCUAUUUCUCCUAAGCUAUAUUGUGAGACUUUUUGAACCUACUGCUUAAAAUGGGAAUGCUUUUAUAUGCUAACAUUUCAUGAGCAUUGGCUUUGUGGAAACAGCCCGACUCUUUAAAGUAUCCUGCCUUUUUUAUUUUGUGUGUGUGUUCUACUUUACCUAAAGUUAACUCAGCGCAGGAGAGUAACAGCUACAAAAGGUCUGUUUUGUGUCCAUUUGGCUUAGGAAGAUGCCUUGGUCUUGCCUUUAUUAUCGGCCCCAUUGUAGAUCAAAUGUUGGCAAAUUUUUUUUUUUAGGUUUUUGUUUUUAACCCUUGUCUCAAAUACUUUGCAUGGAGACUUUUUCAGCUCCAAAAGGAAAAAACUGCAGAUCAGUUCUUGAGGACUUAGGAGACCCCUGUCCUUCCCUUGUUCCCUUGGUCAGAGGGAUGCAUCUCUACCUGGACACCAUCACCCUCCCUUACCCUCUCCUUUAAGUUAUGGCAUUUCUGUGAGUCGUAGUGGGUGGAGGAAACGUGGGAAGAGGAGGAGUCCAUGUUCUCUUUAGCCAGACUGAGAGCUGAUGGAAGGGAGAGAGGUGGUUCCCUGAGUUGCCUUGGCCAGAAGCUGUGAAUCCUUUGACGAUACUUUGGUAAAUUGGUCCCUGAGCCACAGCAGAUGCAGGCAGCCUGUCUCUUGCCUGUGGCCCCAGAGAAGUGUGGUGGAGAACUGGCCUAGAUUUGGGUCUCCCAGGGUCACUUCUGCAAACAGGAUGAGAAAACACAGACAGUGAGAGAGAGGGUACUGCUGGGAAGAGACAGCCCCCAGCCCCCUGCCCCAUUCCCUGUAUUAAAUGGCCCCUCCCAGUCUUUGUCAGCACCUCUUGCCCUCCCUUCUUCAGAGAACUUCCCUAAUUUGGUAUAAGUUGAGUCCAGAUUUCUCUACGUAAGAGCAUAGGUUUCAUCACUUUUAGCUCUUUGUCUAAUUAAGGACAUUAAGUAGUAAGGAUCUUUGAGACCAGGCUAAAUGAAUUCAAAGAAACAAAGAGAAAAUUAAAGGGCUGUUAUCCUUAACUGCUGCCCUUCAGCCAUAUGUCCAGCCCAUCUUUGGACCACCAGGGGGGCACGGUGGUGCUGGAGGAACACAGGCCCUGCGCUCCCUGCAGAGAAGGGGGUCCUGCUCAGGGCUCCUUUCUUCCCCACAUUGGGAAGUUGCACCAGAGCUAUAGGGAGUUGUUGGAUUGUUUUUAUUUCCACGUAGCUAACAUCCAUUUAGAAAUGAGCAAAAAAAAAAAAAAAAAGGCAAAAUUUAGAACAAAUAGCCAUUGAUUUUAUUUUGUACCUGUUUUGACAUCCAUCUCAUCUUGUGUUUGAGUGUGCUAAUGAACCAAUUUCUUGUACUAUUUAUACUCAGCAUUGAAUUCAAAGACAAGCAAGUUUGUCAUGCUUUGUCACACGAGUCAGCCCCUUUGGGGCCGAGUGAGGUUCCUGCCACCAGGUUUAUAUUUUUGCCAUGGAAAUGGUCUCAGCCCCUGAAGCCAUAGCAUUGGACAGAAUUGGAAUAUUUUCUGCAGAAUUACUUGAACAGUUCAAUGAAAAAUGUAUUGUAGUAAGCCUCUUGUCUUCCUUUCUUUCUGGAACUUCUUUUACAGAUAUACCAGUAUACUGCUGGCAGCUAUUGUUUAAAAAAAUAAAAUAAAAAUUAUAUUUUCACUACCAAACAA
This is a messenger RNA of Antechinus flavipes (yellow-footed antechinus), 4018 nucleotides long. RefSeq names its product chloride intracellular channel 4 (gene CLIC4). NCBI's taxonomy places the organism in Eukaryota, Metazoa, Chordata, Mammalia, Dasyuromorphia, Dasyuridae. The coding region runs from base 155 to 916 and encodes 253 amino acids. The record is from RefSeq and is a predicted model, not a curated record. The transcript has 6 exons.